Molecule: messenger RNA, 831 nt
Organism: Panicum virgatum (switchgrass)
Lineage: Eukaryota; Viridiplantae; Streptophyta; Magnoliopsida; Poales; Poaceae
Product: translation initiation factor IF-2-like
Exons: 1
Coding region: 124-513 (129 amino acids)
Source: RefSeq, a predicted model, not a curated record
AGUGGAUCAGCACUAGCUCAGCACCAUCUCUGCUUAUAUCAACGUGUGUGCUGAGCAGCUGGUUCUUGAACAACCAAACAAGCAGCAGAUCAGAGUCUGCGCAAAUCCAUCAAGCAGCAGUGCAUGCAGGCAGCCAUGGAGAAGAGAGGCAGCAGCGGUAGCGCGAGCCUCCUCGCGCUGGCCCUCCUGCUAGCCGCCUCGCUCGCGUCGUUCCAGCCGUGCCACGGAGCGCGCGGCGUCCCCGCCGGCGCGGGGCCGGAGGAGGAGCCGCUCCGGCCCCAGAACGUGUUCGGGUUCGGCGGCUUCUACCCGGGCCCCACCGUCAACUGGGUCUUCCCGGGCCCCAACGGCAUCACCCCGCAGGUCGGCUUCGGCGGGAUGCCGGGCUCCGGCGCCUUCCCGGGGGUCGGCGGCGGCGGUGGCGUCUCGCCGUUCACGCCCGGCGGCGGCGGUGUGGUCGGCAUCCACGGCGGCGGCGGCGCUGCUGCUGGCGCCGCGGCGAAGAAGCCGUGAGACUGCGAGGCGGCGACCCGGAGGAUGUCAGGCUGUGUGGUGUGUAAGGUGAAGUGGCCGAGCUUGGUGCGGUAGAGUUCCGUGUGUGGUGUGGAAGUUUGUGUAGCGGUAAGAGCAGAGUCUGUGGUUUGUUCGUCUUGGGCUCUUGGCCAUCGUGGUAGCGUUCGUGUAUUGUGUCCUGGUUAUCAGAGCUUUGUAUCCUGUGUUUGUGUGACGGACGACUUCUCAAGCGGUAGUACCUGCUAAAUCUUGCGUGCUCUCUCUCGCUCGCUCGCGCUCUGGCUCUCUCGAGAUCUGGAUAUACUACAUCUUCUGCUA